Messenger RNA from Spinacia oleracea (spinach), 1400 nucleotides. RefSeq names its product F-box/kelch-repeat protein At3g23880-like. The transcript has a single exon. NCBI's taxonomy places the organism in Eukaryota, Viridiplantae, Streptophyta, Magnoliopsida, Caryophyllales, Amaranthaceae. The record is from RefSeq and is a predicted model, not a curated record. Gene Ontology annotation, molecular function: protein binding. Bases 50 to 1234 code for a protein of 394 amino acids.
AACCAGAUUUAAAAUAUAGAAUCUUUAAAUUGUGAAUUUAAUUAUCAUCAUGAUAGAAUCAAGUGACGACCAUGGACGCCUUCCAUUGGAGUUGGUAAGUAAUAUCUUGGUUAGGCUACCGGCUGAAGAUCUUAUGGAUUAUUGUAAGUUCGUUUGUAAGCGUUGGCGUGAUGAAAUCAAUACCCCGAAAUUCAUUGAAUCUCACAAUCGGCGCAUAUUUAACAACGGUAAUAAUAUUAUUAAAAGCAUCGUGUUAUAUUCUACGUAUAAGGAAACCCUAAUGUGCAUUGAUUUCCAUUCUAACGGUCAUAUCAAGAUUAACCCAAUAAUUCAUAAUGUCAAUAGUGUAGACAUGACACCGGUUCUCGUUGGUUCUUGUACUGGACUUCUAUGCUUUGCAUGUUAUGAUCGAAAUACUAACAUGGCUAAAUCUUUUUCGGUUUACAACCCGAUUACCGGUGCCUCGAAACUUGUACCAUGGUUGGAACAACAUGGUCUAAACCCUAAUUUCCGUAAUGGGUUUGGUUAUGAUUGUACGAGUGGUGAUUAUAAGAUUUUAUGCUUUGCCCUAGACGAGACAGAAACACCAAGAACAAUAUGUACUUGUGUUUACAGCUUCAACACCGAUUCAUGGAAAGUCAAUAAAGAACCUUGUCCACUUCCAUUUGGAUUAUCUCAGGGUGGUAUUGUCUUUUCCAAUAAUGCUUUGCAUUUCAUAACUUUGUCUUCAGAUAUAAUAAAGAUAAUAGGGUUUGACCUAGGAACAGAAAAGUUUCACGAGAUUCCAUUGCCCGUGUCACACACUAGUAUGAUUUAUUGUGCUCAACAAAUUGAGCUAGCUAAUUUAAGGGGAUGUUUGCAUUUGGUAACAACAACAACGGAGGUAUGGGUUAUGAAAGAAUAUGGUGUUAAAGAAUCAUGGACUCAAUUGUUUCACUAUGAUAUUCUAUCAUCUACGAUAACUGAUUAUAAAGCAAUGUUGAGAUGGGGGAACGAAAAGAUAAUGCCGUGUGCUUAUUCAGAGGACGGUAGUGAAAUUCUAGUAGUGAUAGGGACUUACUCUAUCAACAGGUUUUUCUGUUUGGAUGUUCAUACUCUACAAUUGAGGAAACUCGAAAUUUCUACUUCACAUGAAUGGGAUUGGUCACGCUGGGAAGGUGUUAUGCCAUGGGUUGGUUCCUUUGUUUGCCCCUCAACUAUGUACAAGGGAUCGAGUCCAUACAUAGAACAAUAGACCGCGUGGAAGGAGACAAUUUUCUAUGUACAACCAGUUUCACCAGGAGUAACAUAACAUAACGUAUCAGAUCCAACACUAUUUCUUUAAUAUUUGCCCAUGAGAGAUGUAAUCUCAGUACAAGUGCAACAAUUUUUAAUGAUGUUUAAUAUGUUUUAUUGUCAUA